AAAGCCAACAGAUAACCGAUUCAGGAAAAUAUAUUGGCUCAGACACAUUUCUCUGCCGACCGUGUGUGCCAUUUUCGCACAACCCACCAAUAAAGUCGGAAUCAUAAAUUCAGCUUCACAAGCGAGGACGUCGAUCCUUAUUGCUAGUUACAAGUUUGCAAUCAGUGGAAAAAAGAUGAAUUCGGGACAAGGUACUUAGGUCCUGUGGAAUCAUUUUAUCGUGAAGAAUCCUGCAAGGAUAUAGAAAACACCCACAAUGGCAUUCCAAAUUAGUGAAUCGGCGUUCCAGUAUUUGUCAUCGAACAACAUCACUGCAGCAAACUUUCAGGAUUUGGAUGCCAGUCCGAGGGACCAGUUGAUUGGAUAUUGGGAAAAUUCGCUUAAGAAUCUUAGCACGGAACAGAGGACGGUUUUUACGGUGCUGGUUAUUCUGGUGAUGGUACUGGCCAUAUUCGGCAAUGUGGUGACGUUUAUUACCAAUAUUCGGAGGGAACAACGGCAUUUGUUUCGCGUGUGUCUACUCUCCCUGGCGUUGAGCGAUAUACUUUUCGUAACAAUUACGUCAAUAGUGUAUUUGUCGCAGUUUAAUACUGAAUACAAUUCAUUGUGGACCCUCGGAGAGCUAAUGUGCACGUUUGCCCCCUUCUUCCAAACGAUGGCCGUGCUGGUGGAUAGUAUCACUUUGGUGGCGAUCGCUCUGGACCGGUACAUGGCUGUGGUGCGACUGACCAAGGGAGCUUGGGAACCCAGCGGCGUAUUGUGCGUGGCCUGUGCCGUUCUGAUAUGGGGCCUUGCAGCCGGAGUAUCCAGCCCAAUGCUAACCUUGUACCAGAUCUACCACGUUAUCGUACUCAUAGCCGAUAGAACCCAUUCAGACGUGAUUACGGGUUACUUUUUAGCAGAAAUAUGCGCCACCGAUAAGAGCAAAAAUGGAUACUACUUUGGAAUUGUGUUCACUGUGAUCUUUCUACCGCUGUUAUUAUCAUUCCUUUGGCUCAACUCUAUCAUCGCUAAAGAAAUCUGGAUUCGAAGGAACCCACUUGACAAUCGCAGCAAAGUGCAUAAGAAAUCCAAAACUGGCAUGUUCACCGACAGCACAGGGGAACGCAAAACCACCUCAACCAACAUCAGCUCGAGCAAUGCUUCGGAUCGUCGUCCUCCUUCAUUUCCGGUACGUCACACCGCUUACUCCGUCUCUAAGUGUGUGUGCUCCAAUUGCGUAGAUCAACACUCGCCCCCACAGGUGCCUCCCCCACCACCUCCCACAGCUCCCAGCACCAGCCCGGCGUCCAACAAUCGGAAAAAGCGCCAGCUGCGCAUGUUCAAAGCCAUCGUGUUUAUCAUGUCGGUGUUUUUCCUGUGUCGAUUGCCGACCUGGAUAUUCCUGCUGAUAAAGCUGCACGGCACUGCCAACACAAACACCUUCUGGAUGCUGCACUACAUUUUUGGGAUAAUGGCCAUGCUGAACUGCGUGCUGAAUCCGCUGAUCUACACCUUCCUGGGGGAGACGAUCAAGGUGACGGUGUUUCUCAAAACGAUGUGCGAACGCUUUUGGGUGGAUCCUUGCCGCCGAGGAGCUCAACGGGUGAGGACCAAGUUCUCUGAGCAUGUACACAGUGGCAAAGGGGAAGUUACACUGCGGGUGGGGAAGAAGCGACCGCAUCAACAGCAAAAGCAACGUGACGGAAUGUUUAGUGGAGAUUGAGGGUAACGAUGGAGGUUAGUGUGAAAAUGUAAUGUGUAUGUUGUUUGCAACAAUUUUUGAAAAUAUAAAUGUGAAUUUGUUUUGUGCA
This is a messenger RNA of Aedes aegypti (yellow fever mosquito), 1793 nucleotides long. RefSeq names its product neuropeptide Y receptor type 5. Gene Ontology annotation, biological process: neuropeptide signaling pathway. Gene Ontology annotation, molecular function: neuropeptide receptor activity. The record is from RefSeq and is a predicted model, not a curated record. The coding region runs from base 257 to 1705 and encodes 482 amino acids. The transcript has 3 exons. NCBI's taxonomy places the organism in Eukaryota, Metazoa, Arthropoda, Insecta, Diptera, Culicidae. Gene Ontology annotation, cellular component: membrane.